AUGAGUCCCUUCCGCCUGGUCUAUGGCAAAGCUUGUCACCUUCUAGUGGAGGUAGAGCACAAAGCCUUCUGGGCGGUAAGAGAAUGCAACAUGGGACUUGAGAAUGCUGGAGCUGAAAGAAAGCUGCAACUACAAGAAUUAGAGAACCUUUGCCUCGAAGCAUAUGACAACUCCAGGCUAUACAAAGAGAAGGUGAAAGCUGUGCAUGACAAGCACAUCAAGCGGUUGAGGCUCAUGCCAGGCAAGCUAAGAUCAAGAUGGGAAUGUCCCUAUAGAGUAGAAAAUGCAGAGCCAUACGGAGUCUUUCACCUAAGUCAUCCUUCAAGCUCAAAUUUCAUCAAGGUCAAUGGACAUCGCCUGAAGCUGUAUCAUGGCGAGAAGAUGAAGAACAACAAAGAGUUAGAGAUCUUCCUCUUGGAGGAUCCACCAACAGCAGAAGACUGA
Molecule: messenger RNA, 444 nt
Organism: Arachis stenosperma
Lineage: Eukaryota; Viridiplantae; Streptophyta; Magnoliopsida; Fabales; Fabaceae
Exons: 2
Coding region: 1-444 (147 amino acids)
Source: RefSeq, a predicted model, not a curated record